Uncinocarpus reesii 1704 is the source of this 3891-nucleotide messenger RNA. RefSeq lists its product as uncharacterized. Gene Ontology annotation, biological process: transmembrane transport. The coding region runs from base 1 to 3891 and encodes 1296 amino acids. The record is from RefSeq and is a predicted model, not a curated record. Gene Ontology annotation, molecular function: ATP hydrolysis activity; ABC-type oligopeptide transporter activity; ATP binding. The transcript has 5 exons. Gene Ontology annotation, cellular component: membrane. NCBI's taxonomy places the organism in Eukaryota, Fungi, Ascomycota, Eurotiomycetes, Onygenales, Onygenaceae.
AUGGCUCCAGAGACAUCUUAUGAAGCAUCGAUGGACCAGGUGUCGAGUCUCCAGCUAGAGCCGAAGAGAGAAUGGAAAUUCCUAUUUUACUUUACGACGAGGAGGCAUCUCGUACCCUUGAUUGGAGGUUUGAUAUUCACCGUCGCUGGUGGACUUACCGUUCCUCUUCUUGCCGUCUUACUUGGUCGCGUCUUCAAUGAGCUGACCAAUUUUGGUGCCCAUGCAAUCACCGCUACGGAAUUGAUGGACACAAUCGCCCGUCACUGCAUAUAUUUGGUGGCUCUCGGGUUUGCCAUCUGGCUCUUCCAAGCCAUUCACUUCUCGUUGUGGAUCGUUUUCGGAGAACUACAGGCAAAAAGAGCUCGCGACGAGCUUUUUGGAGAGUUGCUCUGUAAGGAAACAAAGUGGUUUGAUCUAACCCCGGACGGAGUUGGUGCACUUUUGCCGCGCAUUCAAGCGCACGUUCGUGAUUUUCAACUGGCCGUUUCACAGCCACUAGGGUCCAUUUUGCAAAACCUGGUCGCUUCUAUCACGGGCCUUGUGUUGGCUCUCUGUAUAUCAUGGAACCUGACGCUAGUCUGCCUCGCCACUGUCCCUAUUUGCGCCUUCAUCAUUGGCGUGAUAUCAACAAAAGUCCAGCCCGAAAUUGAUGCACAGCGCCUGGAACUUGACAGGGCGUCUAAACUAGCUAUCAGUGCAAUUUCCUCCAUUGAUGUUGUCAAACAGUUGAACGGAGAAGCUAUGGAAACCGAUAACUACAUGUCCGCCAUUCAAGCAGCUGCAAAACACUAUCUCAAACAAGCACGACUUACCGCCAUUGAAAUAGGGUCCAUCAACUUAUUGACUUUUGGCAUGUUUGUCCAGGGUUUUGGGUAUGGGGGUUACCUGGUUGCAACAGGGAAAUUGAAUCCGGGACGAGUCUUGACUACCUUUUGGGCGUGUCUCCAGGCCACACAGUCCAUCGAAAGCAUUGUCCCCCAAUUGCUCGUUCUUGAGAAGGGGAGAGCAGCGGCGACAGCUCUUAAGCACAUUCUUGGCCACGUCCAAAAACCAAAUUGUUCCCCUGGCUCCAACGACGACGUCAAAUCUCCGCAGUUUUGCGAAGGAAACAUCAAGUUUGAGAACGUUACUUUUGCGUAUCCAUCGCAGCCAGAUCGCUUGGUUUUGGAUAACUGCUCUUUUUAUUUUCCCGCUGGCGAUAUGACCUUUAUUGUCGGAAAGAGUGGAUCCGGGAAGAGCACUCUAGGCAAUUUACUGCUACGAUUCUAUGCCCCCGCCUCUGGAGAGAUAUUGAUUGACGGGAACCCGAUAGGCUCUCUGGAUAUAAGUUGGGUUCGAAACAAUAUCACUUUGGUCCAACAGCAAAGCUCAUUGUUUAAUGAAUCGAUUUUGAGAAAUGUUGCUUUUGGUGCCCGAGACUCUACUCAGGUCAAACCAGAUGACAUCGCCAACUGCAUCUCCCUGGCGAGCUUACGAGAUACUAUACAGGCCAUGCCUGAGGGGCUCGAUACCGUGGUCGGAUUAAGUGGCAGUCGUCUCAGCGGCGGACAGCGGCAGAGGGUAGCUUUGGCGAGGUCGCGCCUCAGAGAUACCCCCAUCCUGAUAUUGGACGAGUCAACUAGUGCCCUAGACUAUUACACAAGGAUAUCCAUCAUGAACUCCAUUCGUGAAUGGAGAAAAGGCAGGACGACCAUUAUCAUUACCCACGAUUUAUCACAAAUCAAGGACAAUGACUUUGUCUAUAUGGUCGAUAAGGGAAAGGUCUCCCGUCAAGGGUACAAACAAACGUUGGAAGGCGGUUCGUUGAGCGCCGUUUCUCCCGCUGCCGGAGAUAAUUCACUAGGAGGGUUCAGUUAUAUCGACCGCAAAGGCCCGAAUAGGCCUCAGAGCUUGCCAGCAAAACCUACUAGCUUAGACUGCUCGAUCGAUUCUCGUUCCCCGCUGGUCUUCUCACCGGCUCCUUACUCGCCCAUUCUUCGUCAAAGCCAUAUUCUCCAACAGUCGCAAUUCGUGCGUCAGCCCAACCAACCAGGAUCGAGUGGGAUCGCAGAGCGAAAUGACCAUGUCGCAAUCGAGGUGACUUCCCGGCAAGUUCGAGAGUCGAGUUUGAACCCAGAGAAAGGCAAAUUUGAGGAAACUAUUAAAUCACCUGCCAGCGAACAUUUUGAAGAAACGCAGCCGCUUAGAGACCGAUUUUCACCCUCGGGUACUUCACUGUUGAUUCACCGACCCGGUUCCCUGUUCAAAGCAUUGUGUACCGUUCUCCCGUCCCUAUCUAGGACAGACACGAUUCUGUUGGCCCUUGGGUUCGUUGCUGCCUUUUUUCAUGCUGCUGCUACACCGGCAUUCGCUUUUCUAUUUUCUCGUCUGCUGAGCACUUUUUACGUUACUGAGAAUCGUGUUCGGGCGGCACUCCAAUACGCAUUGGGAAUUCUAGGAGUAUCGGUUGGAAAUGGGGUUGCGUCCUUCUGGAUGCAUUACCUCCUAGAACGGUGUGGACAUGCCUGGAUCGAUCGGCUUCGCCAACGAGCGAUGGGUCGUAUUCUCCAGCAGCCCAAACCAUGGUUUGAGAAGGAUUCCAGCCACGCAUCAACUUUGACAAGUUACUUAGAUCACAACGCGGAAGAAAUGAGGAAUCUUGUGGGUAGGUUCGCCGGCUUUAUGUUCGUUGCUGCUGUUAUGAUGGCAAUGGGGACGAUUUGGGGCAUGGUCCUGUGUUGGAGACUUACCUUGGUUGGAUGUGCUUGCGCACCGGUCCUUGGAUAUUGGGAAGGGCGUUGUAACCGUGCUUCUGAAGUGGUAGCCGGUAUUUUUUCCGAAACAUUCCUUGAUAUCCGCACGGUUCGGUCCUUGACUCUGGAGUCUUACUUCCACAGAAAGCAUUUCCGGGCGAACACGGAGACAUUGACAAUAGGGAUGAAGAGAGGGUGUUAUACGGGCUUUAUGUUUGGAUUGUCAGAGGCAUCAAUUACUUUUGUCUAUGUUCCGCAAAUUAGCGCUUCCAGGGAUACUGCCACCCAGGUCUUGCAGUUGGCGAGCCUUUCCAAUGAUAGCUCCCACGAGUUCAAAGGCCAGAUGCGCAUCCUACAUCCCGUUCCAAUCAAGUUCACGGGCGUGAAAUUCAGCUAUCCUGCCCACCCAGACAAGCCCGUGUUGUGCGAUUUUAACCUAACCAUCAAUGAAAACACCUGCACAGCCAUAGUAGGACCCUCUGGCUCAGGAAAAUCUACUAUCGCAUCCCUCCUUCUUGCCUUAUAUCCUACGGACACCACGCGGGCCGAACAUCCCACGGAUCAAGGCCUGAUAACCCUUGGGGGCGUAGACCUUCGUGAAAUCCACGUUCCUACUCUACGCUCCGUAAUCUCCAUCGUCCCCCAACAGCCUACAAUUUUCCCCACCACUAUCCGAGACAACAUCAGCUACGGCCUCGAAGAAUCGUCCUUUUACAACACACAAGCCAACGUCCGUGCUGCCGCCAAAGCCGCCGGGAUCGACGACUUUAUUUCCUCCCUCCCAUCCGGGUACGACACGAUCAUUGGCGACGGCGGCGUUGGCUUAUCAGGCGGCCAAGCGCAGCGCUUGGUCAUUGCUCGGGCCCUGAUACGCCGACCUCGUAUCUUGAUUUUGGAUGAGGCGACGUCGAGUUUGGACGUGGAGAGCGCGGCGGGGAUCAAGCGGACUGUGAGUAAAUUGAUGGGCAUGCGUGAUGGUCGCCGCGGGGAUGGGUUGACUGUAAUCAUUAUUACGCAUGAGAGGGAGAUGAUGGAGGUUGCGGAUCGGGUUGUUGUGGUUGGUCAAGGGAGGGUUGUUGAAGAGGGUUCAUUUGGGGAACUGGUUGAUAGGCGUGGCGGUGAGCUGAGAAGAUUGCUAAGGGUAAAUGAAUGUAUAUGA